Messenger RNA from Exaiptasia diaphana, 1120 nucleotides. Its product is annotated as histamine N-methyltransferase-like. The record is from RefSeq and is a predicted model, not a curated record. NCBI's taxonomy places the organism in Eukaryota, Metazoa, Cnidaria, Anthozoa, Actiniaria, Aiptasiidae. The transcript has a single exon. Bases 12 to 878 code for a protein of 288 amino acids.
UCGGUAACAAAAUGGAGCUGUUAUCUUUUCAAACCGGAAAAUACUAUUCCUCCUGUUUUUCUGUAUUCAAACAGAACAUAGUUGGAGACUACAGUGUCGUAUUGCUCAAUCUUCCAACUAUUAUACGAUCAAUGCUUGAAGAUGCAAAGGAGUUGAGCCAAUUCAACAUCUUAAGCAUUGGCAGUGGAGAUGGCACAGAAGACAUCAAAGUGGCAAAGAUAGUCGAAGAAGAGUUGCAAAGAAUUGAGGAAUAUCGUGAUGUAAAGAUAUUUCUGAGAGGUAUUGAGCCAAAUGAAUAUUUCAAAAGUCUCUAUGACAAAGCCAUUGAAGAGCUGACGGGUUCUUUGAAGACGAGAAGUGUCUUCGACUUUCGAGGGAAUACAUUUGAAGAGUACAUGGAUCAAAACGACGACUUACGAUUUGACCUAGUGGUUUUUACCCACAGUAUGUACUACCUAGAUGAAGAGAAAUCUCUAAAGUACUGCUUUGAUAGAGUUCUGAGAGAAGACGGAAAAAUAGCCGUAACCGUAGAGGAAAGAGGUCCAUUGAGCUCCGUGAAUUUUGAUGUAGAUGAAUGUGACAUUGCGAAGUUGCAGUGUUACGAAAAGGUCACCAAAGCAGUGGAGAAGAAUAAAUGGAGUUCUUCAGUUUUCAUUGAUGCCUACAAAAUUGAUGUCACCGAAAUAUUUGAUGAGAAAUCACAAGAUGGAAACCUUUUGCUGGACUUUCUGAUGCAGAAAGUCGACUUCCGAGGAAAGGCUAAGAAAAAACACGUAAAUCAUGUUAUGGAAGUAUUAGAAGAAAAUACGUUGUUGAAAAAUGAGAAGCGGGUUGCAGUCGUGUUUGAUAGCAUGAUUGUUAUUUCAAAAACCAACUGAAACACGUCGACAGCUACCUAGAAACAAGAUUUAAAAGAUUGAGUAAUUUUGAUAACUAUUUGAUUGAAACUAUGCAAGAGCUAACAUAUUGUGCGCGAUACUGUACCGUGACUCGCCAUAAAUUUCAGGCUGUUGAUUGAUUGUAUGUAAUAGCGCACAUCUGUGAGAUUUAAAAUACCUUUCGCCUGACGAAUACCGAUUACGAUUAUUUUUUUAAGAAGAAUAAAGGAAACAUAACUGGU